Molecule: messenger RNA, 714 nt
Organism: Impatiens glandulifera
Lineage: Eukaryota; Viridiplantae; Streptophyta; Magnoliopsida; Ericales; Balsaminaceae
Product: protein LURP-one-related 15-like
Exons: 3
Coding region: 57-677 (206 amino acids)
Source: RefSeq, a predicted model, not a curated record
AAUUACAGACUUUCAAAAGACCAAUAUAAAUAUCUCAACCGGGAACGUGAUUAUUUAUGGCGUCGAUUUCCAGCUCCGGCCAGAUCUCAGUCGUGAACUCUGAAUUCUGUUUAGCUUACCCAGUUGAUAUCAUCAUAAAAAAGAAGCUCUUCAGCCUAAGUAAAAAAAAAUACGCCGUCACCAACGCUGAUGGGGAUCUCUUUCUUAACGUGACAGAGAACUUCUUCGGCGUUCAUCGCCGUCGGUACCUCAGUGAUACCGACGGAAACACCUUCCUUACUCUUCAGGAAUGUAUAAUGACCAUGCAUUCAAGGUGGGAAGUUUUCAUGGGAGACAGUACAGAAGAUAAUAAUCUACUAUUUAGCGUGAAGUCGCAUUCUAUGUUCCAAAGCAACACUGAAUAUGAUGUUUUCAUGGCUACCAAUUCAGAGGAAAGUGGUUGUUGUGAUUUCAAGAUCUAUGAAAAUGAGAUAUAUGCUGGAAACACUAAAAAUAACCUUAUUGCUCAAAUGAACGAUCAAGGUAGUUUCAUGAAUACCGAAUACUUGGUUAAUGUUUAUCCUAAUGUUGAUUUGGUCUUUAUAGUCGCACUAGUUGUGAUUUUUGAAGAAAUUAAACAUGGUGGAACAUCAAAUUCUGAAGGCAUAUUUGAGUUAGCAAACAUUGUUUUGAGUUGAAGGGGUGGGAUGUCAUAUAAUACUUUAGAAUUGUGGA